Molecule: messenger RNA, 664 nt
Organism: Vigna umbellata (rice bean)
Lineage: Eukaryota; Viridiplantae; Streptophyta; Magnoliopsida; Fabales; Fabaceae
Product: cysteine-rich receptor-like protein kinase 29
Source: RefSeq, a predicted model, not a curated record
CACAAAUCUUACUCACCAAAUUCAUCUCUGAAAGAACGCAAACACAAUGGCCGUUUUUGUUUCCUCAAGGUUGCAUUCCUAUGUUUGUUGCCUCCUUUUCAUAAUCAUAUCUCAAGCCAGCGCGCAGCCAAGUUUCUUAGAUUACUUCUGUCUCAGUGAUAAAGGCAGCUUCACAGCCAACAACACUUAUCACACCAACCUCAACACCCUUUUGUCCAAUCUCACUUCUAACACACAGAUCAACUAUGGUUUCUACAACCGCUCCUACGACGAAAACAAUGAGAAAGUAUAUGACAUUGGGUUGUGUAGAGGAGAUGUUAAAGCAGAUGAAUGUCGUAGCUGCAUAAACAAUUCAAUGGUCCUCCUCACACAGCUUUGUCCAAACCAGAAAGAGGCAAUUGGGUGGUAUGACAAGUGCAUGUUGCGUUACUCAAAUCGCUCAAUAUUUGGCCUCAUGGAAACUUCACCUUUGUUUUAUACGUUGAUGUUAGUGAAUGCAACAAAUGUGGACCGGUUCAAUCAAGUGUUGGACAACUUGGUGGAGAAUCUAACAGGCAUAGAUGUUGCAUCAGGUGACUCUCGUCGUAAGUAUGCUGCCGGAAAUGCAACUGCAACACAUUUAGAAACCACCAUAUAUGGUGUUGCGCACAAAAUAAUUCGUUAG